This is a messenger RNA of Ostreococcus lucimarinus CCE9901, 585 nucleotides long. RefSeq lists its product with no specific name. Bases 1 to 585 code for a protein of 194 amino acids. The transcript has a single exon. The record is from RefSeq and is a predicted model, not a curated record. NCBI's taxonomy places the organism in Eukaryota, Viridiplantae, Chlorophyta, Mamiellophyceae, Mamiellales, Bathycoccaceae.
AUGCCGUUUCGACCGUCGCCGAACGGGAACAAGGGCAAGGGAUUUUUAGAGUUGUGGUUCGGCAGGGACGAGGCGAACGAGGGUAAGAUACGACCGGCGCCCUAUUUGCGAAUCUUGGCGGUGAUACCGUUCGUGAUUCCGUUGAUGGGGACGAUUGCGUUCACGCACAGCGCGUACGAGUUUUUGCCGCUGUUCAAGCACGCGAUGUUCAUCUUCGCCCCGGCGAUGCAGCUCUUUUACGGGAACUCGUUCAUUCCGUUCAUGACCUUCUUCGCGCUGUUCUUGCUCGUCGUGCGUAACGAGAAGAUUCCGUACUUUGUGCGGUAUUGCACCAUGCAAGCCAUCUUGCUCGACAUCUGUUGCAUGCUCGGCGGUUUGAUCAUGCAAUACAUGCCGAUUUUCAUAAUGGUGAGCUGGGUCGGCGAGUGGAUGGAGCUUUGGAUCUUCGUCAACUCGUUCUUCGCGCUCGGGUACUCCAUUUUCAACGCCCUUCAGGGUUUGAUCCCCGAAGCGCCGCUGAUCUCCGAAGCCGUGUACGCGCAAGUCCAGGAAGCUCGCGACACGGGGUACAUGGAGGAGGAGUGA